CAGCGUCUAACAAUGGGUCUUCCUCAUGCACUCUUCCUUCUCUUCUCUCUCACUCUCAGUCUCAUCUCCACUCAUGCAUCAUUCUCCCACCAGUCCCACAUCGAGCUACCCUCACACAAGCAGCACUGCGCAGGGAAGCUCACCCACAUCCACUUCUUCUACCACGACAUAAGAAACGACAACAGCCCCUCCAUCGUGCAAAUCGUGGAGACUCCGAAGAACGUUCCGAACGGGUUCGGUUCCACUUUCGUGAUGGACGAUGUGAUGACGGAAGGGCCGGAGCUGGGGUCGAAGCGCGUUGGAAGGGCCCAGGGGCUGUUUGGCUUGGCCUCUCUUGAGGACCUUGGGAUGUUCAUGCUCACCAACUUCGCUUUCACCCAUGGUCACUACGCCGGAAGCACCUUGAGCAUGCUCGGGAGGAACCCCAUUACCGACCAAAAUAGGGAAAUGCCCAUUGUUGGUGGCACCGGCGCGUUUAGAUUUGCCACUGGCUAUGCCAUUGCGAAUAGCCUUCAUUCCAUUUCUACCCCUGACCAUUUUGUGGUGGAGUACAAUAUUACGGUGCGUCAUUCCUCAUGGGAUCAUUAACUCAUUGUAUUUGCCACCUUUAGUACACUAUUGUUUUCACCUUUCAACUAAUGUGUUAACCACUUCACCUAGUUAGAUUGUGCCAUGCAAUUUUACUUUUGCAUUGUUUUCGGAACAAGUACUUACUAUAUACUCUCAAAUUUUGGGUUAAAA
Messenger RNA from Cajanus cajan (pigeon pea), 741 nucleotides. RefSeq names its product dirigent protein 21. NCBI's taxonomy places the organism in Eukaryota, Viridiplantae, Streptophyta, Magnoliopsida, Fabales, Fabaceae. The record is from RefSeq and is a predicted model, not a curated record.